Molecule: messenger RNA, 2817 nt
Organism: Nerophis lumbriciformis (worm pipefish)
Lineage: Eukaryota; Metazoa; Chordata; Actinopteri; Syngnathiformes; Syngnathidae
Source: RefSeq, a predicted model, not a curated record
AUGGGGCUAGUCGAGUUGAGUCCCAAUGUGCACCAUGUCACCACAGAGAACACUGGAGAGUUCAGCGCACGGAUCCUCACACAAUACCAAGAUAUCUUCAGUGAAGAGCUCGGAGAACUACCAGUUGUUUACACAAUGACAGUGUACCCCAAUGUGCCGUCUGUUGUAAGGCCGGCCCACCGCAUCCCCGUAGCGAUGCAAGAUUGUGUGAAAGCUGAACUUGAACGCAUGGAACGCAUAGGCGUUAUUACUUCAGUCACCGAACCAACAGAUUGGGUGUCAUCCAUGGUCGCUGCGCACAAGAAAGGCAAAUCAGAAAUCAGAUUAUGCAUCAACCCCAAAGAUUUAAAUGAAGCACUAAAACAGCCCCACCACCCCAUGAGAAGUGUGGAGGAGGUAGCAGCACAAAUGUCAGGUGCAACAGUGUUUUCGGUGCUAGACGCAAAAAAUUCAUUCUGGCAGAUCCGCCUGGACAAGAAGUCCUCAAUGAAGACAACAUUCAGUACUCCUUUUGGACGUUACAGAUUCCUUCGCAUGCCUUUCGGUAUUAACUCUGCAAGCGAGGUAUUCCAGCGCACAAUGGAUCAACUCUUUGCUGGAUAUCCAUGCUCAGUCAUUGUCGAUGACAUCAUCAUCGGAGGUCGUGAUGUGGCGGAGCACGACGCCAACCUAAAAAAAGUGCUUGAACGUGUGAAGGAAAUAAACCUCAAACUCAACCCGCAGAAAUGCAAGUUUCGACUUGACCAAGUAUGCUACGUUGGUCAUAUCUUCACAAGUAAAGGAUUGAAAGCUGACCCCUCCAAAACUGCUGCUAUCACGGAGAUGCCAGUCCCCACAGAUGUCACUUCACUUCAACGUUUCCUGGGAAUGGUCAACUAUCUUGGCAAGUACAUUCCAAACCUCAGUGACAUCGCAACGCCACUGAGGAAGCUGACUCACAAAGAGACGGCAUGGUGCUGGUUCCAGCAACAUCAAGAUGCUUUCGACCGCCUGAAAGCAUGUCUCUCCUUUCCACCAGUAUUGGCCUACUACGAUGUCAAAGAGCCAGUCACGCUGACCUGUGACGCGUCAUGUUUUGGACUAGGAGCUGCUUGCAUGCAAAAUGGAAGGCCAGUAGCCUUUGCAUCCCGCACCCUUACAGAAACAGAAACUCGAUACGCUCAAAUUGAGAAGGAGCUUCUAGCUGUUGUGUUUGCGUGCACCAAGUUCAGAGAGUAUGUGUAUGGCAAGCCCACCAUAGUAGAAACUGACCACCAACCGUUGGUGACUAUCUUGAAGAAACCAAUUCACAAUGCCCCUGCCCGUCUUCAGCGGAUACUGCUACGCCUGCAAAGCUAUGACAUAAGCUUAGUCUACAAAAAAGGAAAGCACAUGUACAUAGCUGACACUCUUUCAAGAGCCCCUAAUGCGACAGACAGUGAGAGCCCAUCUGAUAGUGGUUCUUUCGACGUCAUGUCGGUGAGCUACAUUUCUACGGCCCGCCUGGAAGAGCUCAAGAAACACACGGAGGAGGAUGAAGUACUGCAGACUCUCAAUACAGUUAUCCAGCGUGGAUGGCCUGCCAGACAGACUCAGCUGCAGCCUGCAAUUGAAGUUUUCUUCCCCUACAGAGACGAACUCACUGUGGAAGAUGGAAUCGUCAUAAAAGGGCAGAAAGCAGUUAUUCCCCGGUCACUACAAAAAGAGUACAUUAAGAUUGUACAUAAAGGUCACCCAGGCAUUGAAGCAACCAAACGCAGAGCAAGAGGUAUCAUCUUUUGGCCAUCAAUGUCACGAGACAUCACUGAAGAACUACUUUCUUGCACAGUGUGCAACAGCACAAAACCACAUCAACAGAAAGAACCGCUCCAUCUCCAUCCAGUUCCAGACCUUCCCUGGUCCACAGUUGCUACAGACAUUUUUGAAUGGCGUGGACAACACUACCAGGUGCUAGUGGAUUCCUAUUCUGGAUGGUUUGAAAUUGACCUUCUACAAAACAUCACAGCGACAGCUGUAAUUUCCAAAUUGAAAAGACAUUUUUCAGUGCAUGGUACACCACACACACUGCUAUCUGACAAUGCAAGACAGUACAAGUGUGAACAAUUCAGGAAGUUUGCUGAGGAGUGGGACUUCAUCCACACCACUAGCAGCCCAGAGUUUCCCCAGUCGAAUGGACUUGCGGAAAGAGCUGUCAGGAGUGCCAAGCAACUGAUGGAGAAAUCCCACCGGGACAAAACUGAUGUCUUCCUAAACCUCCUUAACCUCAGAAACAUUCCCCGAGAUGCGGACAUUGGUUCCCCUGCCGAACGGUUAAUGUCAAGACAAACGUGCGCAGCUAUCCCAGUGUGUACCAGACUACUACAGCCAACAGCAAAAGACUCAAGACAAGUACACGCUCGACUAGUCGACAAGAGAACUAUGGUGAAACGUCACUACGACAAGUUAAGUCGCCCACUGAGUCCCUUGGCAGAAGGGCAAGUGAUCCGUAUGCAAACUCCUGCUGGACAUGACCGACUUGGAAUAGUGGAAAAGUUGUGCGAAGAGCCACGUUCCUACAUCAUCCAAUCCGAUGGGAGAAGAUACAGAAGGAAUCGUCGCCACAUCCUCCCGGUUCAAGAACGACCACCAACACCUCUCCAGAACGACGAAGCAGACUCUCAGGAUGGUAGACAUACCGUGGUGGACUUAGUCCCUCCCACACCCCUGAGAGAAGAGACAGUGAUUAGGCAAACGGAAAGUGCAUCACCAAUUCGACCCAGAUUCAUGACGCAGACUGACACAGCUUAUACAACACGUGCAGGUCGAGUGUGUAGACCCAAUCCAAAAUAUGUGCAGUAA